Molecule: messenger RNA, 2124 nt
Organism: Emys orbicularis (European pond turtle)
Lineage: Eukaryota; Metazoa; Chordata; Testudines; Emydidae
Gene: IL12RB1
Product: interleukin 12 receptor subunit beta 1
Exons: 15
Coding region: 1-2124 (707 amino acids)
Molecular function (GO): protein binding
Source: RefSeq, a predicted model, not a curated record
AUGAGUUGGCUGCUGUUGCUGGCUGCGCUAGCACUGAGCGGCUCCACUGAGGAUCCGGAUUUGGUUUGCUACAGGAACUGCAUCCAAUGCAAUUUCACCUGCACUUGGAGAGCUAAGGCCACGUCAGGAAAUGCCACCUAUAUUCUUAAGUUCUGUUAUCACAGCACCUAUCCCUGCAAGGAAUUCAACACAGCGUCCUCCACUCACUACCGCUUUUCUUAUCGGAAACUGCGGAUCCUACCGAACCUCACUGCCUGGGUGGAAUCCCACAGUGGAGGCAGAGUUGAGAGGACCCAGAACAUCACUUUGCAACUGGAGAAUGCCAUCAAAUUGGAUCCGCUGCCGCCUGAUCAAAUAACAUUCUCUAAAUCCAAUGGUACCCUGACGCUGACACUGCAGCAGCUAGAUAACUGGACUGUCAGAUACGAACCGUUACGAAGGGAAGCUCGGUACAGACGGAUGAAGGGCACUGAAUGGACACAGGUGGAGUGUCAGACACGAGGUGAAUACAAGGGUAACAACAUAACAGUGAUAUGCAACGUGGGAACAACAGCAGCCUGCGAAGUCCAGAUUCGGCACAAAACGGCCCAUUGGAGCAGCUACUGGAGCGACUGGAGCAAAUCCAUCUUUGUUCCUGAGGAAAUUCCAGAGGUGAAUUACACGGUGGGGAGACUCGGGAGGAACGGGCAGAGAAACGUGACGUUCCAUUGGCAGGAAGCCCGUGAGGAGCAGUGGAAAGUCAAUUACAUGCUGGCUGUCUACAUGCCAGCGUGCAGGUGCACAGAGCUGAAGAAGGAGGUCCCUGAAAAGGACGAGACGACGCUGACCUUGGCUCUCUCUGGGGCAGAGUAUCACCUUUCUAUGAGCGCAUCUAACCCAGCAGGGAGAGGUCCUGUGCAGACGUAUCGCAUUCCUCCAGAAUAUCGCACAGAAAUGAGCUUUCUGAACAUCAGCUCGGCUGGCAGCAGCGUGACAGUGCAGUGGGCAGCAAAGACCAAUGGGACCUUCUACUGCUUUGAGAAGCAACCCCUGGAAGAGCUGCAGGAGGACCAAGAGGAAUGUAUCCACAAACAAUUAUUUGAAAAGGACAGCUAUGUGGAUACAGGGACAGUGAAACCCAGGAAGUGUUACAGAAUUGCCAUUCACGGAGGGGGACCAGAGAAGCACUGGACGUUCGGUUCCAUGUACCACUUUGCUACAAACACUUCUUUUGAUGGGCCCAUUCACAUCCGGAACAUCACAGCGAACUCUGCUUUCCUGCUGUGGAAGCCGUCACCGCUCUCCCAAUGCCCCGGCAUGCUGAAGAAAUACAUUAUCUGCUACACAAGUGAGCAGGACAACGGAACGGCCUGUCAUGAAGCGAACUCCUCAGCGACACACUACACCCUACAGGACCUGCAGCCCAGCACCUCCUAUCGAGUUGGGAUUCAGGCAGCCACAGCAGACCGAGAUGGGCCCUGCAGUCCCCAGCACCUGUUUAAGACCACGAAGCUCGGUCCCAACCCUGCAGAGUGGAAGCUCAACCUCCGGUACCUCAGUAUUUUCCUAGGCGUCCCUGUCCUGGCUGUGUUUUACCACUUCAUCAAAAAGAGGGCCAAGAAAGUGCUGUUCCCGCCUCUGCCCAACCCCAUGGACAGCGAAGCCAUCAAGUUCCCAGCUGAGGAGAUGAGCCAGGUGAAGCCCCGGCUAGGCUUUGUGGAGCCAUCAGAGAAAGUCAGCCCCACAGAACCGCUGGUGACCGAAUUUAUCUCAGACAAAGGGGAGCCUGACACGAACACAGAGACUCGCUCACUGCAUCUCUACGCCGGGACUGAAGAAACGGCAGAGAUGUUACAGGCCAAGGAGGGGCAGGCAGGCUCUGAGAAUGACCUGCCAUUUGAGUAUAGAAGGCAGGUGCUUCUGACCCCAGCGGAAGAGGAACAGGAAGAAGAUGAUUUCAGAGAAUUCGCUGGUGUUUGUGGUCAAAAUAACCUUGCCGAAGCAGGCACAGGCCCUUCUCAGCCCCACCCAGAUGAGGGUGCUGCCCUGGAGCGGACAGGGCUCUCUCGGCCUCUGGUGCAGCUCUCCUUGCUGCUCUCAGACAAGCCCGUCAUAAUAAAGAGUGGGGGCAGCUUUGACCUUUGA